Messenger RNA from Physella acuta, 1014 nucleotides. RefSeq lists its product as uncharacterized. Gene Ontology annotation, biological process: G protein-coupled receptor signaling pathway. Gene Ontology annotation, cellular component: membrane. Lineage: Eukaryota; Metazoa; Mollusca; Gastropoda; Physidae. The record is from RefSeq and is a predicted model, not a curated record. Gene Ontology annotation, molecular function: G protein-coupled receptor activity.
AUGGACACCUCUACUGAAGAGCUAUCGAAUGUUAUAGAUAGUACGGGGCUGGUACCUAUACAGGUCUUAGAUUUUUUCCUCAUCCUCAACUUAUUCUGGGGAGAGGUUGUCGGCAUAUUUGGCCUCGCUGCCAACCUUCUCAACAUCAUCAUCUUCAGCAAACAGGGCUACGACGACAGCGUCAAUGUCACGCUAACUGCGCUAGCGCUCAGCGACAUUGGCGCGCUGAUCACGCUACAAGCCUACAAUCUGAUGGUUAAUCCUUGGUUUCUGCGUGCGGAACUUCCCGUUGUGGCUAUUGAUUUAGCGGGAAUUUCCGCUUUUUACCCGCAUAACUAUUUUAUACGUGUAUGUGGGUUUAUAACAGCGUUUUCAGCGCUGGAGAGAUGCUGCUGUGUGUUGCUACCUUUAAAAGUGAAACGUUUAUUUACAAAUAAAGCCACGUUAAUCAUAAACAUUGCGAUAUUUAUAGUAACUCUUUUGGAUGUUUUUCCGAUUUAUUUUGUAGCUUUUCUUGAUUGGGCGUUUUACCCCGAUGUAAACAAAACCCUUUUAGGAAUGACUUUCCGGGAAGACCCGAAUCCUAUCUUUAGCGUGUCUUACUUCAUCACAGAUUUAUUCGCACCGUAUUUCACAUUUUUCGUCAUCAUCACCUGCACCUCCCUGACAGUUCUUACACUGAAGCGGAGGGCGGCGUGGAGGAAGGACGUCACGAGCGUCAAACACCACACCACCACUGGGAUGACGAGGAAAGACACGAAACUUGUUCUGAUGCUGUCGGCUGUCUCCUGUAUGUUCAUCGCGUGCCUCGUCCCCCAGUCCGCCAUCUUGACAGCCUUGACCUUCGUGCCAGGGAUAGGCGUGCACGAGCCGUACUUUGACGUCUCGCUCGUCUGCUACUCCAUCUGUUACGUCAUGGAGACCGUGAGUUCCAGCGCGAAUGUUCUGGUCUACUACAAGAUGAGCAGCCGGUACAGGGAGACCUUGCACGGUCUGAUGGCGCCAGACAAGUAG